Maudiozyma saulgeensis is the source of this 2682-nucleotide messenger RNA. NCBI's taxonomy places the organism in Eukaryota, Fungi, Ascomycota, Saccharomycetes, Saccharomycetales, Saccharomycetaceae. The record is from the annotation of a GenBank genome assembly.
AUGAGUGAAAAUGAUGAUAUAAAUAUGAAUAGUGAUGAUAUGAUAGAUAUACCAAAAGAUAUAAGUGAUCGACGCGUUAAACAUCCGACUUUACAAUUUAAUGAACAAAGUAAUGAUACAAUAAUAACAGAUGAAAAUGAUACUACAAAUAAUUUACAAUUUUUUCCUUAUUCAAAUAAUACUUUAACUAGGAGUGCAGCAACUUUGAAUUUAUCUUUAACGCGUUCUGGUACUUUACAAAAUAUUACUGAAGAGACUGAUAAUAGUAAUUCAAUUGGAAAUAUAAUAAAUGAUAAUGAUCCUAUUAAUGGUGUGAAUACUUCAAUUAGAAAAUGGUCACCUUUUAGAACAAAUAAAAAACAUUCACAAAAUACUUCUAAAUUAAAACAAUCAAAUAAUCUAUUUAGUCAUCAUCUUAAAACGAAGAGACUUCCACAACAUACUCUUUUACAAGAUUCAAUUAAUGAUAAUAAUAUUCCAAGUACUCCUGUAACACGUUUGAAACGAACUGCAUCAAAGAGUGAAAUGUCACCCUUUUUACAGAAACAAUCGAUUUAUAACAAUGUUAGCCGCCAAGUGAAUUCUUCAUCAAAACAACAACAACGAGAAUAUUCAUUGCUGGUAGAUGCUGCUACUAAUCAAGUUAAUAAAGAAAAUGAACAAAUAGCGCCCCCAACAAUAAACAUUUCUUUCGAAUCUGGAGUACCAGACCCGAAUGUCUUUAAUCCAACAGGAUUGAGAUCAAAAUUGACUCAAUUUAAUUCAUCAUUAUAUCCUAAAAAAUUAUCAAUACCAAAGACUCCAGUCAAAAAAUAUCCAUUGAGAGAUAAUAAUCAAGCCAAUAAUGUGUCUAAUAUCCAUACAUCUUCAAUCCUAGAAAAUACAGAGUUUUCAAAUGAUCCAAAUUAUACAAGUUUCACUAAUGAAUCAACAGGAUUUUCUAAUUCUCCAAUUUUAAAGACUCCAAAAAUUGUGGUAGCAUCAGUUGAGGAAUCAUCACCUUUAAGUUCACUACGUGGUUCUGCACAUUCCCAACAACGAAAUUCUCCACGUUUCAAUUUUAGUAAAUAUAAAAAACUUAAAAAAUCAAGAGAUUCUGUAAUAAUGAAAAAUACGGAAUUAACUAACAGUUUACAACAAUUUACUAAUGAUUUAUAUGGGACUUCGACAAAUAAUGAAAUUCCAAUGCAUAGCCACGAUGAGAAUAUGAUAAAUAACCCAAGAAGUCCAUUAAAAUCUAACUCAAAAAAUAAUUUAUCAUUUUUCAAUAAUAACAAACAACAAGAUGAUGAUAGUAAUAAUAAUAAAAAUGUAACACAAACUGAUCGAUUUACUUUUGAAACAAUAUCAUCCAAUGAAUUCAACCAGAAUAGUGCGGAUAACCAUGAUGAGGGAAUGGGAAAAUUUUCCACUCCUACUAAAGCAAAGUCGAUUAUUGGUGCCACGCCAAAUAUACUAAACUCAAAAAGAUUUAUACAAAAUCGUUUCCACGCGGAACCAAUCCCACAAUCACAAUCUAAUGAUAACCAGAAUACAAAUUUAGAAACAUCACAGAGUCCUGAUACUCACUUAAUUGAAAGAUUUAAAAAUGUAACAUUAAUUGACCAGGGGCACUUUUCUAAAGUAUACCAGGUAACAUUUGCAGAGACAAAUAAGAAAUAUGCAAUUAAAUCCAUUAGCAUCAAUAAGAGGAACAGCACCAAGAAAAUUCUUCAAGAAAUUACUUUGCUCGCUGAUAUCCGGGAUAAAAUGGAAUUGGAUCAAGAAGGUAACGAAUACGUUAUUGACUUCAUCAGCUCAUGGAAAGUUGGCAGUUCUUACUACGUAAUGACAGAUUUUUACGAAAACGGAAAUCUAGACAAGUUCUUAAAUGAACAAAUAAUUCCAAAGAACAAAAGAUUAGAAGAUUGGAGAAUAUGGAAAAUAAUUGUUGAAAUGUGUCUAGCAUUGAGGUUCAUCCAUGAUUCUUGUCAAGUCGUUCAUUUAGAUCUAAAGCCUACGAAUAUUAUGAUAACAUUUGAAGGUAGUCUCAAAUUAGUAGAUUUUGGAAUGGCAACACGUUUACCGUUACAAGACCAUGAUUUCGAAAAUGAAGGUGAUAGAGAAUAUAUCGCACCUGAAAUCAUCUCUGAUGCUAUUUAUGACUUCAGAGCAGAUAUAUUCUCCUUGGGCCUAAUAAUAGUUGAAAUAGCCGCCAACGUGAUUUUACCCGAUAAUGGUAAUGCAUGGCAUAAAUUACGUAGCGGUGAUCUAUCUGAUGCAGGAGGAUUGAGUUCUACAGAUAUUCAUUCUGAAUCUUUAUUUUCAACUAGUACUAAAUUUGAUACAAAUCUAACUGAUAUAAGCAACUAUCAUCAGACUCGGGCUUCAGUAGAUGGACCUCUAACUACAGUGGACAAUUUGACAGUUGAACAUUCUAAAAAUUCUAAAAAUUAUGAAGGUAGCUUGAAUUACAAUGGGAUUGCCAAUUCUAAAAUUCCUGCAUGGGUUCCAAAAUUUUUGAUAGACGGAGAAUCAUUGGAAAGAACGGUCAAAUGGAUGAUCGACCCAGAUUAUAGAAAGAGACCUACAGCAAACCAACUAUUGCAUACAGAAGAAUGUAUGUAUGUGGAGAUGACAAGGUUAACUGGUGCAGUAAUUCAAGAAGACGACUUUGGGCCUAAACCUAAUUUUUUUAUGUAA